Chenopodium quinoa (quinoa) is the source of this 864-nucleotide messenger RNA. RefSeq names its product leucine-rich repeat extensin-like protein 3. Bases 1 to 864 code for a protein of 287 amino acids. The record is from RefSeq and is a predicted model, not a curated record. Lineage: Eukaryota; Viridiplantae; Streptophyta; Magnoliopsida; Caryophyllales; Amaranthaceae. The transcript has 2 exons.
AUGACUUCAAUCCUCAAAAAAUUGUACAUCAAUUUUUUUGUACUCAUUUUAAUCACAAUUUCAUGCAAAGCCACCGAAGAAAUCAAGUGUGACACUUGCCCUGAAUACCUUCCUCCACCACCUCCCCCGCUUCCUGAAUGUCCCCCACCUCCACCCCCACCAUGUCCCCCACCACCACCUCCACCAUGUGAUCCACCACCACCUCCAAAGGAGCCGCCGUGCAUCCCUUGCAUGAGUCAGCAAUCACCACCACCACCACCAAGAUACUACGAUAGCACUCCGGGCAGUAAUUUGUAUGUGACGGGGUAUACCUACUCGGGUGGUCCAAAAGUUAUUAAGGGUGUUGUAAGUGGUUUUAUGAUGUUUGGUAUAGUUACACUAUUGGAGUCAUUACAAGAUUAUGUAUGCCCUUACCCUUGUCUACCACCACCCACGGCAGGCGGCGGGGAGUCCACACCGACACCGGACCUCCCACCGCCACCUAAACCACCCACAACCACCCCCUCAUCAAACUGCCCACCACCACCUUCGCCACCGGUGACCCCUUCCUACGACUACUCGUCGCCACCACCACCGGGACAAUACUACUACUCCCCUCCACCACCACCAUCAGGAGGAUACACUCCACCGGAAUCGCCAAGUUAUGACUAUUACCCUCCUCCUGGUGGAUCAUAUGGCUAUGCUCCUCCACCUCCUAACCCAAUUGUGCCUUAUUUUCCUUUCUACUUCAAGAAUCCACCACCACCACCUCAAGACAUGUCUUCAGCAACCAUGAAUAUGAAAAACCAUUUUCAGUUACUAGGUAGUUUAUGGUCAUCAGUUUUGCUGUUGCUUUCAUCAGUUGCAAUUCUUGGUUGGAGAUGA